GAGAGAGAGAGCGAAUAAGCAACUUUGUUACCAGGCAUAGCUGUGUCUCCUCCGGCACAGCGUGGUAAAAGAAAAGCAUUUGGCAGUUAUGGUUGAUCAGCGUUUCUUUCAUCCUCUCCGGUGCAUUAGAGACGACGAACGUACCCGCGCUGAAUAGAUCCCUCCUUCGUUUUGACGGAUUAAAAAUAAAAAGAUGCGUUGAAAUACCCAAACGAGCCUACAUCUUGAUCAAUGUGCGUGAGAUGACAUUGAGGAUACCUUAGCAGGACUGUGAGCUCGGGCCAUCGUUUUUGCAGGAAAAUGCAUUUUUGGAUUUCAUAUGUUUUGCUAAGUGCAACAUCUGUGUGCACUGUUGAGAUGUUUGGCACUUAUGGAGAAAUAUGUCAAAGACUGUGUGCCUGUGAGGAGAGAGAGGGGAUUCUCACAGUGAGCUGUGAAAACAGAGGAGUUGUAAGUCUCUCAGACAUAAGCCCAGUGUACUUCCCUCAGUAUCAUCUGCUGCUUACAGGGAAUCUUUUGAGAAAGCUAUCUGCCAAUGAUUUUGCUGAAUACAAAGGACUUACAAUAUUACAUCUGGGAAAUAAUGACAUAUCAGAGGUUGAAGCAGGAGCUUUUAAUGGACUUCAGGGAUUAAAGCGAUUGCAUCUCAACAACAACAAAAUUGAUGCCUUGAAGGAAGAGUUUUUCUUUGGCCUUGAAAGCCUGGAAUAUCUACAAAUUGAUUACAAUUAUAUCACUCAUGUGGCGCCUAAUGCCUUCAGCAGACUUCGACAUCUGGAGGUCCUGAUUCUAAAUGACAACUUAAUAUCUGCUCUGCCUGUGAACAUUUUCCAGUAUGUUCCAUUGACUCAUUUGGACUUAAGGGGGAAUCAGCUCAAAGUGCUUCCCUACUCAGGUCUGCUGGAGCACAUGAACAGCGUCGUGGAGCUACAGCUGGAGGAGAACCCUUGGAACUGUUCGUGCGAGCUCAUUGCUCUUAAAACCUGGCUUGAGAGCAUAUCUUACACAGCUUUAGUCGGCGAUGUUGUUUGCGAGUUCCCUUUCCGGCUUCACGGGAGAGAUCUUGAUGAGGUUUCAAAACAGGAGUUGUGCCCGAGGAGGGCCAUUGCUGAAUAUGAGAUGCCACCCCUGCCACAUUUGAGCACCGAUGCAUACUAUAGGACCACGCCAGCUUUAGUCACAGCCUCCCUCACCUCAUCUGGGAUAGCAAGGUCCUCAUCUAGACCCACUAAGGGACCUCACCAGUCAGGCAAAUUAAAAUCAAGGCCCACUGCUCGUGUCCCAUCAAAUAAACCCCAAAAUUAUGGGCAAAUUAUUUCAUAUCAAACUAAAUCCCCCGUGCCUUUAGAUUGCCCAACUGCCUGCACCUGCAAUCUUCAAAUUUCAGACCUUGGCCUGAAUGUGAACUGCCAGGAGCGAAAGAUUGAGCAUAUCUCUGACUUAAAUCCCAAACCUUACAACCCCAAAAAGAUGUAUCUAACAGGGAACUUUAUCCCUGUGGUGCGUCGAUCAGAUUUUAUUGAGGCGACCGGAUUAGAUUUGCUUCAUCUUGGUAACAAUCGAGUAUCUCGCAUACAUGACCGAGCUUUUGGCGAUUUGACACAUCUAAGAAGACUGUACCUUAAUGGGAAUUUGAUUGACCAUCUUAAAGCCGAAAUGUUUUACGGACUGGACACCCUACAGUUCUUAUAUUUAGAGUAUAAUGUCAUUAAAGAGGUUGCUUCUGACACAUUUCAGCAUGUUCCCAAACUGCAGCUUCUUUUUCUGAACAAUAACCUCUUGAAAACUUUACCAGUAGGAACAUUUAACGGCCUAACGUUAGCCAGACUAAACCUUCGCAACAACCACUUGCGUUAUCUGCCAGCCAGCGGCGUGCUAGAUCAGCUUACAGCGCUGGUGCAAGUUGAUUUGUUUGAGAACCCGUGGGAUUGCUCUUGCAGCAUACUGGAGUUGAAGAUGUGGCUUGAGCAGCUUAGCACAGGUACAGUUGUAAACAAUGUCAUCUGUGGCUCGCCUAAGAAGCUGGCUGGGGAGGAUAUGAGAUACAUUAAGACAUCUAAUUUCUGCCCUAAUAAUUCGGAUGUACUUGCCUCCAUGAUCCCACCCUCUGAAGAAUCGUUCCCUGGCAGCACUAUCACCAUAGAAACAUCCUUGGACUCUGACGCACAAUACAACGCCAUUCCUUUAUCUGUGAUGAUUCUUGCCCUUCUCCUCAUGUUCAUUGUGUCUGUGUUUGUAGCUGCAGGAUUGUUCGUGGUAAUGAAAAAGAAACGUCAGAAGAGCCAAAACGAGCACAAUAACUCCAUGAAUGCAUGCAUAAGCUCUCUCAACAUGGAAUAUGGCCUUUACAAAAAGGCAUCCAUUCCCAAAGUCAGAACAUCUGCUGGACAUGUAUACGAGUACAUCCCACCUCCCACGGAGUCCACGUGCAGAACUACAGCCCAAACCCCGACGGACAGCAAAUCAGUGGAUGGAUUUAGAGACUUUGAUGAGUUGAGCGGCGCUUUUCUGGGUAACUCGGAUGAAGAGGCAGCCAGUAAUGUAAUAAGCUCCGAAUACAGCGCCACCACUCCAGAGCCACUUAACAAGCCCUCCACCCCUCACCAAGACGAUCAGUGUUACUACAGAGAUGUACUUGAGCCUGACAAGCACACACGCUACAGCAAUACGUUGCCAUGCAGGCAUGCUGCUGCGCAUUCAUCCAGUCAGUAUACCUCAGACUAUGAUGCGAGGCAUCAAUACAUGCACCCAGAUAGAAUACAAGGAACAAUUCUGUAUUGUGCAGCACCAAGUACUGUGUAUGUGGAGCCCAACAGGAGCGAGUACUGGGAACUGAAAGCAAAGCUUCAUAUUGAUCCAGACUACCUUGAGGUUCUUGAAAAAAGAACAACAUUUACACAGUUUUAAAGAGACUUGACCCCGGAGUGGAUGCAUUGAUGCAAUGUAUCCAUUUCAAUCAGGAACCAGACCAUGUUUAAGAAAUAGGCGGGACUAUUUUAUCACAUUAUUAUACAAUUCAUUGUGAGCUGCAGUAUGCAUUUCUGGGGAUUACGUGUCACAGGAUUGAGUAAUAAAGGGGAACUCUACUCGUUUAAAAGUAUCACUUAUCCCUUUACCCCCGUGGUGUAACAGUUUGGUUAAAUUUGUAAAUAUGAACAAACAAACCAGAAAUUCGGGGGCUUUUAUGACUCAUCCCUACAUAAAAUACAUCCUGGAGCUGUCUCAUUGACAAUAACAAGCUUUUACUCUCAAAUUAGCUGCAUUUCAUGAGUGCUAAUGAAGCGUGCAGAUGACAUGUUCUUAUCCCAAAAAUAAAGCAGGUUUUUGUUUCAGUUAUAUAUAUGGCUCCCACUCCUGUCAAAUGUAUUUGAGUCCUAACUCACACAUGAGAUUAAAUCAAAUUUAUUCCGCAGGUAAAUGUAUUUGUAGGGAAUUUGCAUGUAGGUGUUGACAGUAGUCACACAUCUGUAAGGAAAACGUGACCUGUUCUGGUUAAAAAAUGGAGAGUCAGACACGUUAGGGAGGCGGUUUUCCCUCCACUAUGCACAGCUCUGGGAUGGUAAUAUUCAAUGCAUGAGAUCAUAAAACAAAUUCCAAUCUAAUAUAUCAAAUCACAGAUUAUGAUGCCAGUAAAUCUCUCUUGCUCUCUUGUUUGCAGAUUUGGGAGAGGAUAAUUAAUGUGUACUAAAAAUAUACUGAGCAGACCUGCUGCAUAUACUGUAGGAUAAUCUGUGAAAGUCUGUGGUGUUCCCUCAGAGCGUCCCCAACCUCCAAACCAACAGCACUUGUGGAUUAUGCACACAUGUUGCACUUGUAUUGAGUUAAAUAUUAAUGUAUUGUACUCAGAAAUGUUGUACCUAAAACGAUUAUAAUCCCAGCCGUAUUCAGAUGUAUUGUAACUGAAAGAAAAUUAGCUCUUAAGGUCUAUAUCCUAUGUAACAAAUUUGUAUUUUCUGGCAAACAAUCAGUUCAAAAAAACACUUGUUGAGAAUCAAGAAUUGUAAUGAGUGUCUUUAUUUAUUUGUACUGGAACCAAAGCACUUCACAAAAAAAAAAAAAAAAUCAGCUAAUAAUAUAUGCAAAGUUUGACACUCAGAGGAGUACAUCAAAGCACAUUCCUGUGCUUUAUUGUACCCAUACAACUGUUUUUCUUUAUUAUAUGUCUAAAUGGAUAUGCAGGAAUUGUCUUCCAGUUGCAAUACAUUUGAAUAGAUUUGCAAUACAAUAAGAGUCCAAGGUAUCUCCAUAUACUUCUGUUUGGAAUUCUGCUGAAAAUCUGUCAAUUCUGUUGGCCUUGGGCCCAUAUAAAACAUAUUUUGAAUGAUUGCAUAUUUUUAUACAAAGAAA
Molecule: messenger RNA, 4347 nt
Organism: Centropristis striata (black sea bass)
Lineage: Eukaryota; Metazoa; Chordata; Actinopteri; Perciformes; Serranidae
Gene: slitrk5b
Product: SLIT and NTRK-like family, member 5b
Exons: 2
Coding region: 301-2907 (868 amino acids)
Biological process (GO): axonogenesis; regulation of presynapse assembly; positive regulation of synapse assembly
Cellular component (GO): membrane
Molecular function (GO): protein binding
Source: RefSeq, a predicted model, not a curated record